AUGGAAUAUUUGUGCCUUUAUCAGCGGCCGCCUCGAAGCUUACUUUUGGCUGCCGUCAUGCAUACUCCAACGGCUGCAGCCCCCCGGCCGGGCCACCUCGACAUGCAAUGGUACAGGCUAUCAGAAAAUGAUGGUAAAUCUCGCCAAACAUCCUCCAUUUUGAACACCUACCUUCAAACUACGCAACCAACCUAUCAAGACUGUACUGGACUACAAAAUUACGAAGAGGGCCACUCUAUUGAUAGUGAGCUUUACUGGGCUGCAACCAGUAUUGCCCAUGAUGAUACCGGAUACAUUCAAAGCUUCAGUCACAACAAUGAACCUCAGUGUGCGAACGAAGCCACCGCGAACAAUCCCUGGCUUACUCAACCUGUCGUCUCAGGCUUUCCUUUAGACGACUCUCAUAAUUCGACGUCUCCUUUCAACGUUCAGACAAUUCCGGCAGCCAUUCUCGGCGCCUCAACAUCUUCGUUCAUUGCUGGAGUAGAUCACUGUACUUACGCCCACAUGUGCAACUACGAAGAUGCCCACACUGUUGCCUCGUCAUUCGGAGGGAACAGGACUCAAAGUAACCCGUCACACCUCUUGAGCCGAGACACUUCCGCUUCCGCCAGUCGUGGGCACGCCGUGCAGCGCGACAGAGUCCAUUGCACUUGGCCCAAUUGCACCAAGACCUUUGGAAGGCUGCAGGAACUGGUGCGUCACCACAACUCAAUCCACAAACUUAGGACGCCUUUCUGGUGCCCCGUACCGAGCUGCAACCGUAGCAGCAGCUUUCCUCGCCGCAAACGUCCGUUUUCGAGAAAAGACAAGCUCGACUCGCAUAUGAGGAACAUGCAUCACAUUACCUUUGGUGAUUCUAUGAUGGCAGUUGUGCAGGCUGGCCUAGAUGCCAGAGGUGGCGGGAAUGCUGGUGCAGAGUCGGGAUCUGGCAGAAGUGGCUUCAACACUGCCAACAGACUUCACGGCGUUGGAGCGCCUUCGAUCCUAGAUGAUCAGACUCUAAGCAACGGUGUAGCCGACUUUGUCCAUCCUAUUGCCGGCCAUGAAUCUUUGGAUCCUGAUAGUGUGAGUACUGCUGACUGGUUCAGCGGCAUGGAUGGAGUUGGCGGCUUCAAUGCGUUUCCCAGUCCUGACCAAAUGGAUGCAGCGGGCUUGGAUGAUUUGACUGCAGCUGAUGGAAUUUCCGACGAACAAACCAUCUCUGGCGAGGAUAUGCUCUCUUCUGGUAAUCGUUAUGUAGGCUUAUCUUAA
Bipolaris maydis ATCC 48331 is the source of this 1254-nucleotide messenger RNA. RefSeq lists its product as uncharacterized. The record is from RefSeq and is a predicted model, not a curated record. Lineage: Eukaryota; Fungi; Ascomycota; Dothideomycetes; Pleosporales; Pleosporaceae.